AACCCUCUCCUCCAAGUGGUAACGAGAGAGAGAGAGAGAUGGAAAGCGCAGCAGUGUGGCAAGGAGCGACGCUUUGUGGAAUUGUGGCAUGGAUUGUGUUAACUUCACGCCUCAAUGUGACCCUCAAGCUUAGAUCUUUCCUGCAGCCAUGGGUGGCCCGCCAUGUCAUCACCGGGACCCCUUUCAUCCUUCAGAUCCAGGUUCCAGUCAAAUUUUACUCCUAAAAUUCGCAACCCAGAUGCUCGUUCUUUUUGAAUUAUUCGCAUAUAUAUGGUAUUUUUCAAUUGAGUUUAAUUUUUUUUUCGGGAGAUUGGUGUGGUGGGUUUUGCAGAAAUACCAGCAUGGGUUUCUUGAUGCUCUGUUCUCUGGGUUGUCCUGUGUUGUGUCUGUUCCCUUUUACACUGCUUUUCUUCCUCUGCUCUUCUGGAGCGGGCAUGCCAGAUUGGCUCGGCAAAUGACCCUUUUGAUAGCAUUUUGCGAUUAUGUAGGGAACUCUAUAAAGGAUUCGGUAUCAGCUAUGAGACCCAGUUCACCACCAGUCAGGAGAGUAACUGCCACGAAAGACGAGGAAGAUAAUGCGUUGGAAUACGGCGUGCCGUCUUCCCACACUCUUAAUACAGUUUGCUUAUCUGGGUACCUUUUGCACUAUGUCUUGUCUUAUCCUCAGUAUGAAGAUGCCUCCAUGAAAUUUGUUGGGGUUGCCCUUGUUUGCUUGCUUGUGGGCCUCAUUGGUUUGGGAAGAAUUUACCUCGGCAUGCACAGUUUGGUUGAUGUCAUUGGUGGUCUUGCCAUUGGACUGGUGAUCCUUCCGUUCUGGAUCACAGUUCAUGAAUACGUUGACAUUUUUAUAGUCUCAGGACAAAAUGUUACGUCCUUUUGGGCCGCCCUAAGCUUCCUGUUGCUCUUUGCUUAUCCAACUCCUGAGCUUCCAACCCCAAGCAUCGAGUACCACACAGCCUUUAAUGGUGUGGCAUUUGGAAUUGUAGCUGGGAUCCAGCAAACAUACCAUCAGUUUCACCAUGAAGCCGUUCCUCGUAUAUUUACCCCACAACUUACAAUCCCUACCUUUGUGGGAAGAAUGUUGCUUGGGAUACCCACCAUACUUCUUGUGAAGUUAUGUAGUAAGGCUCUCGCAAAAUGGAUUCUCCCUGUUGUGUCAAACACAUUGGGCAUCCCAAUUAAAUCAAGCGGCUACAUCCCAAAUCUAAAUGGAAAUGGGAAAAAAUCGGACGAGAUUAAACAAUCUGGUUUUAUCCAAAAGCUGUUCUUUUUCUCCCAACAGAGUACAUUUGAUGUUGAUACAGGUAUAAGGUUCCUCCAAUAUGCAGGCCUUGCAUGGUCGGUGGUGGAUCUUGUUCCAUCUCUUUUCUCUCAAGUGAGCUUGUAAUGCUUGGUUGCCCUUGUAGAGUAUGAACGCUCAUGGUAAAUCGUAUAUGUUUUUUUUUUUUCCUUAGAAAACAUACUUAUAUAUUAAUAAAACCGACACAUUUCAUAUA
Messenger RNA from Juglans microcarpa x Juglans regia, 1496 nucleotides. Its product is annotated as lipid phosphate phosphatase delta. Gene Ontology annotation, molecular function: sphingosine-1-phosphate phosphatase activity. The transcript is spliced from 7 exons. Bases 149 to 1387 code for a protein of 412 amino acids. NCBI's taxonomy places the organism in Eukaryota, Viridiplantae, Streptophyta, Magnoliopsida, Fagales, Juglandaceae. Gene Ontology annotation, cellular component: endoplasmic reticulum membrane. The record is from RefSeq and is a predicted model, not a curated record.